ACUCUAUGAGACAAAAAUUAAACUAAAACCCUUAUUUUCCAAUAUAUGUUCUCGAGACAAUCAAGUAGUUAUAAUUUGGGUCGGGUUUAUUUGACAACAUAAGCAACCCGUCCAUGAAAAUUUUGGUUUAGGUGUCUUCCUUUGGAUUUACUCCCCCCCUUUCAGUCUUCUCAGUCCUUGACUUCCCGUCAACCACCAUACCGCCGUCACAAAUGGCGUUUCUCCGACUACGCACAAUCACAACCACCGCUGUCUUACCAACUCUCCGUCGUACUUUUUCUUCAUCUCCAACCUCCCUAACCGAAACUAAAUCCCCUUCAAUGGCGGACUAUCUCUUAACCCACGAUCUCGCUUCUCAAAUUGGCACUUCUAUGCCCAUUUCCAUGAUGCGAAUCGGAACUAUCAUUCACAACAUUGAACUCCGUCCAAAUGAAGGAGGAAAACUCGUACGUUCUGCCGGAACUUCAGCUAAGAUUCUGAAAGAACCCUCUUCUGCACGUCGCGUUCUAGUCCGUCUACCUUCUGGGGUUGACAAGCUGAUUGAUACUCGUUGUCGGGCUACAAUUGGGUCGGUUUCUAACCCGUCUCAUAGUGCGAAGAAGUUAAAGAAAGCUGGGAAUAGUAGGUGGCUUGGAAGAAGACCAGUUGUUAGAGGUGUUGCAAUGAAUCCAAUUGAUCAUCCUCAUGGUGGUGGUGAAGGUAAAAGUAAAGGGCAUCAUUCUGUUUCUCCUUGGGGUAAACCUACCAAAGGCGGGUAUAAGACUGCUUGCCCUAAGAAGAAGAAUCGCCUCAUUUAAGAAUAUCCAUUUCGUAAUGUACAAGUAUCGUCAACAUCUUCAACUUCUCGAGUUAUAGAAGGUCCGUUAAGACAUUCAAAACUUCUAUCGAAUGAUGUCAUGUGCUUGUUGGAUGAAAAUCUAAUCGAUAUUAGCUGGUUCUUCAAUCCUAUUAAUGCUGUUUCCCAUAGGUUCGGAAGAUGUUUUCUGGGGUUAAUGAAUAAUUUGAUCACGAAGGUCGUUAUUUCCUUUGUUUUUUAUAUCGAUAUAUUUUAGAAUCGAAUAUGCGCAUGAAGUUCAACAUUGCGUCCUUCUUAUUCCGUGGUUGGGUGCUGAAAUCCUCAUACGGCUUGAGGUUAAUCGUUGAUUCGAUGUUCUUCAAACGAAGGCAUACAAUAAAAAGGCUUUGUGCCUGCAAUUGUUUUAAAAACCGAAUUUUGUUUCUAUUCUUUAUCUUUUAUUUUCGACUUAUGUCAAACGAAUGUUAGAACAUCCUACGAGUUAACUAUCUAAUAAGUUGUGGAGGAUUUGCAAAUUAUAGGUAGGAUAAACUUUUGAGCUUUGGGAUCGUAACAUAAUUCUUUGAUGUAUGCCCUAUUUUGAACUUCAUUCACUAUUAUGUUGUCAUUCGUGAACAACAUAAAUUAUGAUCCAUAGGUUUUAUUAGGGACAUAACGGAUAGAAAAGGGUACAAAGCUAAAACUUUUUAUAAUUAAGGAAAUAUUGUUUAAUAAUUUUAAGUAUUUUUCAUUUGUCAGUGAAUAAUUAUAAUUAUUGAUUAUUUUUAAAUAAUUUAAUAUUUAUAUAUUUUUUGCUGAUAACAUCUUUUGCCACAUUUUAACCGUUAUUGUAGGUUUCGACCACCAAAAAGGAGUAGAGUUAAUUAGAACAAUCAA
Molecule: messenger RNA, 1672 nt
Organism: Amaranthus tricolor (Joseph's coat)
Lineage: Eukaryota; Viridiplantae; Streptophyta; Magnoliopsida; Caryophyllales; Amaranthaceae
Product: 60S ribosomal protein L2, mitochondrial-like
Exons: 2
Coding region: 213-797 (194 amino acids)
Biological process (GO): cytoplasmic translation
Cellular component (GO): ribosome; large ribosomal subunit
Molecular function (GO): transferase activity; RNA binding; structural constituent of ribosome
Source: RefSeq, a predicted model, not a curated record